Molecule: messenger RNA, 1537 nt
Organism: Humulus lupulus (European hop)
Lineage: Eukaryota; Viridiplantae; Streptophyta; Magnoliopsida; Rosales; Cannabaceae
Exons: 2
Coding region: 139-1188 (349 amino acids)
Biological process (GO): regulation of transcription by RNA polymerase II
Source: RefSeq, a predicted model, not a curated record
CUAUUUCUUUCAUUCUCAGUUUCGAUUCCCCGCCAAGAAUUCCCUUCAAAAUUUCUCACAAAACCCACAGAAGGCAUCAUAUUCCAAUCCAAUCCAAUCCAAGCUCUUCCUCUCCAUUCCUCAAUCACAGUAACGGAAAUGGAUUCCAAACUCCAUGGCUUGCCUCCUCACAAAAGAUUCAGACUCAUCCACCAACAACAAAAACUGAGAAGUGAUCAAUUGAUUAUGGCUGCUCCGUUGCGUCUUCCGGCCAAAAAGCGCAAGGAGACUCGUGACCCACCUCAUCUUCUUCCCAAUUCUUCUGCCGGUGCCGGAGACUCCGCUUAUUUCUUGCCGGCUAAGAAAAGGGUGUGGGCACUUCCGCCUGAUCUAUUACUCGAGAAGCGGGUUUCGAGUUUCGACCUUAAUGCCGAGUACAACCCAGCCUUCGAGGAGGAGGACCUCGUUGUCAAACAUGAAGAAAAUCGUGAUUUUAAAAAUGUCCCGUUGUUGAGGGAAGGCGAAGUCGUGGGAGGGAUGGGGGAAGCCGAAAAUGGAGGAGGCUCUAAGAUUACAGAGAAGAAAGAAGGUGAAAUCGAGGGCUAUUGCCUGGAAGAAGACGAUGGGAUUGUUUGUGCUGUUUGCCAGAGCACAGAUGGUGAUCCAUCCGAUCCCAUUGUUCUAUGUGAUGGCUGUGAUCUAAUGGUUCACGCUUCUUGCUAUGGGGAUCCUCUCGUGAAGGGUAUUCCCGAUGGAGAUUGGUUCUGUGCUCAAUGCUCGGCGUCGAAAGGAUCUCAAAACGACGUGUCGUUUUCUUGCUGUUUGUGUCCGACAAAGGGAGGGGCUAUGAAGCCGAUGAGCGGCGGCAAGUGGGCGCACGUUGUUUGCGCUCUCUUUGUUCCUGAAGUUUUCUUUCAUGAUCCGGAAGGACGAGAGGGGAUUGAUUGUUCGAAGGUCCCAAAAAGCAGGUGGGAACAGAGAUGUUACCUCUGCAAACAGACUAAUGGGUGUGCUAUCACCUGCUCUGAGCCCAAAUGUCCUUUGAGUUUUCAUGUGACCUGUGGAUUGAAUGAAGAUCUUUGUUUAGAGUACAGAGAAGAGACGAAGAAGAAGGGUGCCAUUGUUGCUGGGUUCUGCAAAUCCCACACCGAUUUGUGGAAAAAGCAACAACAAACGGGAAAGUACAAGAUUGUAGCAAGGGAAGAAUAGAAGAUGUAUUGGAUCAGCUAGUUAGGUUUUUUUUAGUUGUGAGCUCUGUUUUUGGAUCUGAAAAAAGUUGUAACCUUUACUUUAUUUGAUUGAUUUUGAUUUUGAACAUAAGAAGCUCAUGGAUCAAAUCAAAUAGCAAGUUGGGUCCAUUUCAGCUGAUUAAAUCAUUAAACACUUAGCUGUAGUGUUGUUAGAACUUAGAAGUCAAAAUGGGGGCUCAGCAGUCAACAUGAAGGGUCGACAAUCUCGUACUGCCAAAGAUAGCUAGUUGUGUAGCUUUUAUUUUGGAAGAUAACUGAUGUGUCUCAAUGAUUUUUUGUUAUAAACUUUUCUUUAUAUCUUUUUGGCA